AUGAUGGAUCUCGGCUCUUUGUCAAUUGGAGAGGGACAUGAGCAGCGGUCCGCUAGGAGCACCAGUCCCGAUUCUGCAAACUCUCAAGUUACGUCCUUAGGCUCGCGUUCCGGUUCAACGCUGUCAUAUGAUGAGUAUUUGAAGCUGGCUACGGAUACGAGCGCUAGUAUACUACUUGAGCUUGAAAUGAAUGGAAUAAUCAGAUACGUGAGUCCGAUUUGGCAUGACAUAGUGGGCACCGACACAAGCGAUGUUGUCGGUAAAGCUAUUUCCGACAUUCUUGUUGGCAGUGACCAGGACCGUAACGUAUUUCAAAGAGCAGUUGACUUGAUGCUUAGAGAGGAUUGUAGUUAUAGGGUUCGAUUCCUAGUCGAGUCCGGAAACCAAAAUCAGAGCGAAAACGUCAUCGAAGCCGACUCUGAAUCAACUGACAUAGCUGCAAGAGACGAAAAAGGUAUUAUAGAAUUAGAAGCACAGGGCAUAGUGAUUUCUGAAAGCUCAAAAAAUCUGCCUACGCACUCAAUGUGGAUUGUUAAACCCUUUUGCGAGAUGGGUGCUCUGGAUAAUCUUCCGCUUGAGCUAGUAAAGAGGCUUGGAUUUGGCGCCACAAUCUUUUCCCAGUAUUUGACUCAGGUUGAAAGCUCUAUGGUAACUGACGAAGCUGACUUACCCACUCCUAAAAAUGAACUCUGCAGAGUUUGCGAGUCUCCGGUUCCGGCGUGGUGGCUCGAAACGCACUCCGAAUCAUGCAUAGUUGAACAUAAGAUAGAAAGUAUGGUGCAACUUCUUCACGACAAAUUAGUGGAACGAAAGCUAUUUCUGGAAGAAAUGUUCGCUUCUCUUGAAGCAAACGAUGGGCGCAUCACGAACUACAAAGGCUUGCCCUUACCGAAACCUGAAGAAGGGAUACUAGCUACAAGUGAGGGCAAUUCAAUUCCCCAUGGUUCUCAAUCGCCUCUUGACAUUUUCAAAAAGUCUUCAAACGCUAGAAAAAACUCGAGCUCAAUAUUUCAGAGCCUGAGUUUCCCCUUCAAAGAGUUAGCCGGACUUUUAGAACUUUGCGAUGGUGCAAUCAACACAAAUACAAGCGAGCUCAGAGGAACAAGCAGUGCAAAUCCCCUGGAAAACGAAAGUAUAAACUUAUUUUACGAGUUCUCUCCUGCCACUCAAAGGAAUAUAGAGCAAGUGGUCAAGUGGAACUCUCAAUCAGACAGCAAAAAUCCAGCAGUGAAUCUUCUCAAGUCUGACACUAUGUUUUUGGCUUCUCAAAAAAUUGAAUACUUAUUUCGACUGGAUAACGCCAUGCGAUAUUCCCUCAAGAUCAAGAAUGAGAUUGAUAACUACGUUUUGCAAAUUAUCCGCGAAAGAAUAGAGCGAAAUCGCCUCAACAGCAUCAGCGACACCGAGGUUUUUCGGCCUAUGACGAAGUCUCCCGUCUGCGUUACCGUCAACGGGAGUGAAAAUGUUCCAGGAGGUAAAAUUGCCUCGCCACAGCCCCAAAAGCCACAAGGUGAAAUAUUUUCUGAUGCUUACGUUGGUACAGACGAAAUACCGCGAGAUACUUUGGGGCACACAGCUAGAAAUUCGAGUGCUAUGAGUGAUAGCUGUUCGAAUUCAAGGCCACUAUCUCGCUCUGUUACGCCCAAGCAGACUCUGGCGGAGCAUGAUAAAACUCACGAGGAAACAAGACAAGAAGAUGCAGAGAUGUUUAAGUCGGCAACAGGUACCCCUAAACUCGUGCUUCCUGAGCCAAAUGUGCAUCCUAAACUAAGCAAUAUACACGAGUUCACUCCAAGAAGAGACUCGCUAGCAUCUUCUGCGGGUUUUAACACACCUUUAUCCUCUCUUCAGAGAAAUUUUGUCUCAAGGCCUCUUAACCAGAGCUUUGACCGCUCGCCAGUAACCUCCCCUUAUGCUGCAUCAUCUGAUUAUUUGACUCCAGAAACGCACACUGCUCUAGUACCAAAACAGCCGCUGUCCCCCCUUCUCUUGGCUACUAAUCAGGCGAAACCAAGUACACCGAGCAUUAAAGAUUAUGAUAUCAUCAAGCCAAUUAGCAAAGGUGCAUACGGCAGCGUUUUUCUAGCGAAAAGGAAAAUUACAGGCGAAUACUUCGCUAUCAAGGUCUUGAAAAAGUCGGAUAUGAUCGCGAAGAACCAGGUUACCAAUGUUAAAUCAGAGAGAGCCAUUAUGAUGGUUCAAAGCAACAAGCCAUAUGUCGCUAGACUGUUUGCGACAUUCCAAAACAGAGGCAACCUCUUUUUGGUCAUGGAAUAUCUGAGUGGAGGCGACCUCGGGACUCUCAUCAAGAUGAUGGGAAGCCUUCCUGAUAAGUGGGCCAAACAGUACAUCAGCGAAGUUAUUUAUGGAGUUGCUGAUAUGCAUGAAAGCGGAAUUAUUCACCACGAUCUCAAACCUGACAAUUUGCUGAUUGACCGCCGAGGCCAUCUUAAGCUCACCGACUUUGGGCUCUCCAGGAUGGGGCUGGUAACUAGACAUACGGGUGUUAAUCAAAAAGGGCGUUUGCUAACCAAUAGCCGGAAGGGAAGUGCGACUUCAGAGGAGAUAAACCUCGGAGGCUCUUUCAAGUGGCAACUAAAAUCCGACUCGCCUUCUUUAGCUAACGCGUUUGAUAACGUGGGAUCUAAGGCCGAGCGAUCAAAUUCUAAUUCCAGCUCUCAAUCAAUGGUCGACGCACCUCCCUUGCACAAGUCAGGCUCUCAACUCUCUUUCUCGAUGACAGAUAUCUCGAGAGACAACACUCCACCACCAUGCUCUCUGCAUAGACACACGAAUUCUAGUGUUUCAGAAAACUGGGAAAACAGUCCAACGCCAGAUUAUGCUUUGUACAAUCCAGAUGAUUCAAGAACUGAGAAGAAAUUUUUUGGCACUCCAGAUUAUCUUGCUCCUGAAACUAUCAAGGGAACGGGAGAAACUGAUUGUUCUGACUGGUGGUCAGUAGGGUGCAUGCUGUUUGAAUUCUUUUUCGGAUAUCCACCGUUUCAUGCACCUACGGUUGAAGAAGUUUUUAGCAACAUCCUCGCAGGAAAGAUCGAUUGGCCAGAAUUCCCUGACGCAGAAACUGAAAAAGAGUACAUCCCACCGGAAGCUAAAGACCUCGUCGAGAAGCUCUUAGUUGUUGACCCGAACAAGAGAUUGGGGGCCAAUGGUGCUCAAGAAAUUUUCGAUCAUCCUUACUUCCAGGAUGUCAACUUUGUACAGCUCUACGAAGAGGAUGGCUCAUUCGUGCCGGAAGUUGCUCAUCCUGAAAGCACUGACUAUUUUGAUCUCCGUGGUGCCCAACUUGAGGAUUUCAGCGAAUCAGAUCAAGAGCACCCUAGAGCAAAUGACUUGAUUGAGCACAGUUCCGAAAGAGCGCCAAAGAGAACCAACAGUGAGCGUAGUAGCCAAUCUAGUACGCCUGUCCAGAAGCUUACCAUAGGUUCCGUUUUGGAGCCUCCACAGGAAAGUGGCAGCAACCAUAGUUCGCCAACUACCAAAUACAUUCCCUUAGCGAUCCCUCCACACUUAAGAGAGAGAAGGGUGAGUAAACUAAACGAGGUUCAAACUGAGUUUGGGUCUUUUAACUUCAGAAAUUUGCCAGCCUUAGACAAAGCUAACAAAGACGCGAUAAAUCGGCUCAAGAGCGAGCAUCUUGCUGAACAUGCACAUCAUCACCUCCAUCACCAUCGCGGCCUAAGUGGCUCUAGCUCGUCAUCCGACACUUCGAGCAAAUUACGGUACGCCAAGCCUUCUCAAGGCGCGCAACCCCCUGGCACUCCAGCGCUCUCUCUUAAGGCUUCCACUUCACCAGGAUCGUCAAAAAACCAUUCUCCCUGCAGAAGAGAUAGCGUUGAUAACGCAAUGGUAUCCAGGCGUAGUGCUCCUUCCGCUGUGGAAGUUAGCCCAAACUCGCUUUCUCCGAAUCAUGACGAGGGCGACUCGCCAUCCCCAGCCUUUCGUUUCAAAUCCCCGCUUUCGCCGCAAGCUGCUUCAUCGAGAGCGAGACUUCAUUCUAGGACAUCCUCUAUGAGGUCCAGUUUGGGCGAUUUUGCCGUCGACGAGGGCGAGAGGUUAAAAGCUCUAUCAAGGGCCAACAGUACACGUGGGCGAAGGAGAAGCGGCCGUGAGAGCUCAUCUGGCAUCAGUGACAUUGCAUACAAUAUGGAUGUGCUGGUUUGCGAACCGAUUCCGAUCCAUAGAUUCAAGCUUACAAGAGACUUGGAGAGUUUGGGGUGCUCCGUUGUGAGCGUUUCUAUGGGCGAUGAGAUGGUAAGAAGAGCCACUAGUGACGUUAAAUUCGAUCUUAUUUUCACGGCGCUAAAACUGCCUAAACUUGGCGCAAUAGACAUUGUGAAGCUUUUACGGAAUACCAACAGUGUCAACUCUACUACUUCCAUAAUUGCAGUCACUGCCUACUUCCAAGAAGCACAGCAGGCCUGCGCUUUUGAUGAAGUCUUGGAGCGGCCAGUCAGUGUGCAACAACUCCGGUCGCUGCUGUUGAAGUACUCGCUCAAGAAAAGCCAGGAAUCAGAAGAAAACAGUAUCAGCGACGCGGAGCAUGAAGUUAUUUAA
Lachancea thermotolerans CBS 6340 is the source of this 4575-nucleotide messenger RNA. RefSeq names its product protein kinase RIM15 (gene RIM15). Lineage: Eukaryota; Fungi; Ascomycota; Saccharomycetes; Saccharomycetales; Saccharomycetaceae. Gene Ontology annotation, cellular component: cytoplasm; nucleus. The transcript has a single exon. The coding region runs from base 1 to 4575 and encodes 1524 amino acids. Gene Ontology annotation, biological process: peptidyl-serine phosphorylation; phosphorelay signal transduction system. Gene Ontology annotation, molecular function: ATP binding; protein serine/threonine kinase activity. The record is from RefSeq and is a predicted model, not a curated record.